This is a messenger RNA of Symbiodinium necroappetens, 2004 nucleotides long. NCBI's taxonomy places the organism in Eukaryota, Dinophyceae, Suessiales, Symbiodiniaceae. The record is from the annotation of a GenBank genome assembly.
AUGUCACUACGUUGGGGCAUCCUGGCCACAGGUACCAUUGGCAAAACCUAUGCAAAAGCACUCAUCGACUCUCCCGCCAACACGCUGGUAGCGGUGGGCAGCCGCUCUGCGGAGGGGGCACAGGCAUUUGCUGAGACAUUUCCUGACCUCGCGCUGACUUGCCAUGACAGCUACACCGGCCUGAUCAACGACCCACAGGUCGAUGCAAUCUACAUUUCCACCCCGCAUACGGAACAUGCCGCGUGGGCAAUGCGCGCGAUGCAGGCUGGUAAACACGUGCUCUGCGAGAAACCCAUGGGCCUGAACCAUGCUGAAAGUAUGGCCAUGGUGACUUGUGCAGCCAGACACAACGUUUUCCUGAUGGAAGCCUUCAUGUACCGCCUGCAUCCGCAGAUGACAACUAUUGUCGAUCUCAUUCAAAGUGGCGAGAUUGGCGAGGUCAGACAUAUUGAGGCACAGUUUGGCUACCACGCAGCAUUUGACGCCGACUCGCGAUUGUUUGCCAACCAUCUGGCAGGCGGUGGCAUCAUGGAUGUCGGUUGUUAUCCAAUGUCAUUCGCGCGCGCCAUCGCGGGUAGCGAGCCUCUCGAAAUCGCCGCGCAUGGUCAGCUUGGAGCUACCGGCAUCGAUGAGUGGUCCACCGCUCUGCUCAAGUUUGAAAACGGUCUUGCCGCCCAGAUAUCAACUGCCGUGUCAUUGAAUCUGACCAACGAGGCCACUGUCUAUGGCAGCAAAGGCAGUAUUCAUGUUCCCAAUCCCUGGCUGCCUUUGGAUGACAAGCAGAACUGGUCAUUCAGCAUAAAACGCGGUUCAGACACCGAGGUUAUCAGUGGCCACAGCGAGGGCCUGUAUACAAUAGAGGCUGAUCAUGUGGCGCAACACAUCGCUGCAGGCAAUACACAGUCUGACAUUCUGAGCUGGCAGGAGUCUCUUCACAACGCCCUGGCUCUGGAUCAAUGGCGCAAGGCCAUCGGCCUGAGCUACGCAAUAGAGCAACCCGGCAGUCACCGCGGACCACUGCUCGGCACGCUGUCAAAACCGGAUAACAGAAUCUCUCACGGCAGUGUCGCCAACCUGGAUAAAUCCGUUGCUCGACUUGUUAUGGGCUGCGACAACCAGCCUUCCAUGAGUCAUGCCAGCGUGAUGUGGGACGACUACUUUGAAGCCGGCGGCAACUGUUUCGAUACCGCUUACAUCUAUGGUGGUGGCAGCAUGGAAGCAUUGCUGGGACACUGGCACACCGCACGCGGCAUUCGCGAAGACAUUGUCAUUAUCGGCAAAGGUGCACAUACACCGGACAACUUUCCACACAUCAUCAGCAAAGAAUUAGAUAUUUCGCUGCAACGCCUGCAAUCUGACUACGUCGACAUCUACUUUCUGCACCGGGAUAACCUCGACGUACCGGUGGCCGAAUUCAUCGAUGCUUUAAACGAUGAAGUCAAAGCCGGCCGGAUUCGCACCUUUGGCGGUUCGAACUGGAGCCUGGAGCGGGUACGCGAAGCCAACAACUACGCCGCCUCCAAGGGUCUGCAGGGUUUCAGCGCCAUCUCCAACAACUUCAGCCUGGCGCAGAUGAACGAACCCAUCUGGCCCGGUACGGAAGACGCCACAUCAGAAGCCUAUCGAGACUAUCUGCAGGAAACUCAGAUUGCGCUGAUGCCCUGGUCAUCACAGGCGCGCGGCUUUUUCACACCCUGGGCGGGACAGGUGAUUGCCGACAGUGGCAAAGAAAAUCUUGUUGUAACCAGCGUGCAGCCGACGAUCGAAGAACUCAAACGAGUGUGGUUUUCCCAGGAUAACUUCACCCGCCGGGACCGAGCGGGUGAACUGGCAGAAAAAUACGGUGUGGAGAUGAUCAACAUUGCUCUGGCAUACGUUUUAACCCAGCCAUUCCCGACGUUCCCGCUGAUUGGCCCACGCCAGCUGAAAGAAACUGACAGCUGCAUAGAGAGCCUGAACAUCAACCUUACACAGGCUGAUAUCGAUUAUCUCAACCUGCUCUAA